UGUGACGCCCAUAGCCUCUACCGACGCUCGUUAUAUUCUCCUAUACCGCGCGCAGUUUGCCGUGCUUGGCCGCAUUCGCUAUAUAGUCAAACACACCACGGACACUCUCGCUUUACGGAUGCGUCGAGCACAAUAGCAGCCUCUUGUGUGACGGUUAAUGCCACUUUAUAGACUAUCAAGUAACAUUCCUUGAUUCGGCGCUGGUUGGUGGGCGACAGACGGUACGCAGGGGUCGAGUCUUCAUACGCGCGGGAGCCAGGGCAGUAGCAGCAGCAGCAGCAGCAGCGGGAACGGCGGCAACGGCAGCAGCAGCAGCAGCAGCGGGAGCGGCAUCCUGUCUACUACGACCGCGCACAAACACGGAGGAACUUCUUGAAUAGCUCUAGAUCUACUUCGGGCGGCGUGCGUGUCGUAUACUGUCUCUGCAGCGACCGAGGUCAUCACCGAGCCUUAAGUAAUCAGCGGAGAAGAUUCAAGUGACGCAUCUGUCGGUUUUUUGCACCAGUUCGCCAUCGCAGGCUUCUGUCGAGAAUAUUUGACAACACCUGUCGAAUAUUGUGUUCAGAAAUAUCAAUCGGAGAUAUUUGAAAGCUGGAACCAAGCUAAUGUUUCUAGUGAGUUGUGACCCGUGUGCUUACUCCGAAAAAGGAAGACAUACACACCCACACACAGAUAGAGAGAGACGCCAACUCGCUACUGAAGCCAUUAGAAGAACGACCACAGCCCGACUAUAGACACCGCGUAUAGGAUAACCGAUGCAAAUUAUUGGCGUGGUGUGUCUACUUGGUUGGGAAAUCCUACAUCGUUGCUGAAGUCGCCAGCAUAACCAACGGUUGCCAUUUUGAGGCUCUGAAUGUCUGCAGAAGCAUCGCGGGGUGUGACGAAGAACCAUACCUGUAGAGUGCUCGGGUUACAUAGAGACAGGCUUCAUAAUAACUAGCGUGCCCAGCGCAGUGAAGAGAAUAGAGAGAGAGAGAGAGAGAGAGAGAGAGAGACGAGAGAGAAGAGAGAAGAGAGAGAGAGAGAGAGAGAGAGAGAGAGAGAGAGAGAGAGAGAGAGAGAGAGAGAUAACAUCAUAUCGUGUGAAAUGACCGCGAGUCAAUCAACGGGCACUGAGUGUUGUCCGCCGUGCGCAUGCGCAGACGCCGUAUCGGCAAGAUAAUGAAUAGUGACAUAAGUAGCAUUAGCGUGGUCUGCAAUUAGCAUAGUACUCACACAGGUUGCCCGGUCGUACCGCCCUGUGUCACUGUCUCUCUCGCUGACGUGCGCACGACAGCAAUCGUGUCAAGCCUGAGGAAAACAUACUGAAACUUACAUUACGUUGCUGGGCUAAGGUUAUAAAGAACAACUGCGUUGAGUACCAAGUCGAAAGGCUAUCAUAUCAUCUAAAAGCCGCCGUCAACACGCGGGUUUGACAUACGAACCGACGAUAUUCGAUUCCCGACACAUAUCUCCUACAGAGGGAGCCACCUGCUACACAUCACGUUUCGCAUAUAUUUCUGCCGCCAACCAUGGCCGCCAACUACAGCAGCGUGACGUCAUACAGCAACGCGUCGCUGAACGACACGGACGACGACGACGCCAGGCUCCACCUGGCGUCGAUAAUAGCCGAGCGCAUAUCGAUGACGAUGUACACGAUCAUCUGCAUCGUCGGCAUGGUCGGCAACACGCUCGUCAUCUACGUCGUUCUGCGCUUCGCCAAGAUGAAGACCGUCACCAACAUGUACAUCAUGAAUCUGGCGAUCGCCGACGAGAUGUAUCUCAUCGGACUGCCGUUCCUCGUCACGACGAUGGUGCUCAAACACUGGCCGUUCGGCUUCGCUAUGUGCAAGCUGUACAUGAUUACGGCGAGCGUGAAUCAGUUCACGAGCAGCCUGUUCCUGGCCGUCAUGAGCAGCGAUCGCUACCUCGCCGUCUGCCAUCCCGUCAAAUCCGUCAAGUACCGCACGCCGCUGCACGCGAAGAUCGUGUGCGCGUGCGUGUGGACGAUAUCCGUGCUCGUCAUGAUCCCGGUGAUUAUGUACGCGCGCACGACCGGCGGCGGACCCACCUGCACCGUGCUCUGGCCAGGCGGGCAGCUGAUCAAGGCCGAGAAGGCGUUCGUCGUCUACUCACUGCUGUUGGGUUUCGGCAUCCCCGUCGCACUGACUAUGACCUUCUACGUGAUGGUUCUGCAGCGGCUGAAGACGGUCGGGCCGCGCAAGAAGUCCAAGGAGAAGAAGCGCAGUCACCGCCGCGUCACCAAGAUGGUGCUCGUCGUCAUCACCGUCUACAUCUUCUGCUGGCUGCCCUACUGGUCGCUGCAGUUGCUGCUGGCCCUCGCCAGCGAGAUGGAAGUCAACUCGCUCUACAUUGCCUUAUCUACCUUCGUGUACGCGCUCGCCUACGCCAAUUCGGCCGUCAAUCCGAUUUUGUACGCGUUUCUCAGUGAAAACUUUAAGAAGAGCUUCAUCAAGGCGUUCAGGUGCGCCGCCGGAAAUGACUCCGGAUUCGUCGUCGAGACGAGCACGUUUCCGGGUCGCGGCUCCAAGUCUCGCGCGGAUUCGCGGCGCAGGAAGCACGGCGCCGAUUCCGACGACGAUGACGAGACGGAGUCGACGCAUGUGACGAGCAUGUGCCACUCGAGGGUACACACGGAUCCGAAGAGCAUGCUGCUCACGGAUAUCACCAACGGACAGAACCACACCACCAACAACUUAGAGCCCGACUGCAACGCCACCGCCCUCUAGAGGGCUCCCACGAAAGUAUUCAUCACGUGGGCAAAAACGUCACACGUGCUACUCAGACACAAAUCUGUCCAGCCGUAAGGGAAAUAACGGCCUUACUUUGUUUUGUAUGAGCAGUCUGGCUAUGAUUCAACGUGUGGCUAAAAAUUGCCGAGUAGAAGGUGCGCGCUAAAGCAUGGUGUAUAAGCGUAAGCCUCGUAUAUACAUUACCAAGAAUGCUAGCCGUUAAACAACAACACGGGACAGCGCUGGUUACGUCAAAAGCAAGCGUACGGUGAUCACAGAACCAUUUGUAUGCGGUUAGUAGUAGCUCGUCAUAUGUUCGCGGCUCCUAGCGGAAAUCGCAAUGAUGCGUGGAGAUUUGAAAUGAUAACGGUUAGAUUUGCUCGGAUGUACGUAUAAACGAUGGUGUGACACGGUGUUCUCGUGAACCAUACGGCAACGGGAACUGCAUCGUGUAACGGCAUCUAGUUAAAUUGUAGAAAUAGUAUAAUGACGUGCUAGGUUCACGCUAAGUGUUCUCUCAAUAUACGACUAAAUGUUAUAAACGUGCAAGUAACGGUGCCCGAUUACGUCAUUGGUAAAUGAUGUACAUGUCUUCGUUGUAUCACGUACACAGCCGUAGUGACGUAUACAUAUUAAUACUUAUUAUGAAUUGUGACGUAACCGUUCCUGGUUUAGGUGACUGUGGACAAUGCGCACGCUACCACCUGCGUGCGCGCUACAGCCCACUAGGUAUUUGGUCUGAAUAUCUGUAUUAUACCAAAUUUUGGUUAAAUCAGCUAUAGAACUGUAUGUACUGAACAUUAUUAUACUGUCAGCAAACACCAUUGCUGUCAACUCGGAGCCGAAAUGCUUUUGAUGUAACAUUAACAUGACUGUCGGUGUUGGGAAUUGUUAGAGUGAGGCAUGAAGACGUCUGCUCCCAUACAUAUUGCUCGUGAGUCUGUGUAAGUGAAGCUGUUACUGAUGUUCCACAUGCCAUAGUCGAUCCGCCCGCUGGGUCAUCGAAAUAUGGUUCCCCGUAGAAUUACACAGAGAGAGAGAGAGAGUUGAUGAACUAUAUAGUUAUAUGCUUUAAUAUAGAGCAACUUUGAUAUUGUUUGUAAAUAUAAUAGUCUGCAGAAUGUUGAAGUGAUGCUAUACAAUCACAUACUAAUGUACUAGUCGUAAUUGUCGUCAUCAUCAUCGUCGUCGUCGUCGUCGUCGUCGUCGUCGUCGUCGCUAACGAUGUAGAUGCUUUGAAAUGUUUAAGACAUAUGUUGUGUGCUUGUCAAUAGUAUAAAAGUCGAUACAGUUAUCUGGUACCAAUGAUUUUACACCUUCUUGGGCAUAGUGAACUCUUAAUCUGUUUCUUAAUGUUAUAAGAUCGUGUUUUCUGGUUAUACGGCUGUCGUGUGAGUAGUAUAUAUAUAUAUAUAUAUAUAUAUAUAUAUAUAUAUAUAUAUAUUAUUGAUUGCGCAUGCGCAGCGCAUGUCUCACAGCGUGAACCCCUAAACGAGCGCCUCCCGUGCGCAUGCGUGGAUUUCCUUGGCGCCACAAUCCGCUGCGUCCGGCCGAACUUUCCGGAUGCGGAUGUCAAACAACGGUUCCCUAGCUAGCUGUUUGACAUGGACAUUCUUCCUUCACAUGUCUAGGAAUUUUUACGAGCCUGCCUUAUUGUACUACCUAUACUGCAUGCAGUGUCACCGGUUAUUCGUAUGGAGGAGGCUCAGUGUACAUAUUCUCUAUCGUUUAGUUGUAGUCGGCUGUAAUAAUACGUCCAUGCGAAUAUAGAGUUAUAUAUUAUUGAUGAUACCUGCGCGCAAAUAAACAUGGACAGACUAAUUUACUCCAUUGCUCCCUACCCCGCCGUUAUCCUCCUCUCUCCUUGUCACCUUUUCUCUCUCCCUCUGUCCCUCGCUAGCGGUCCCCGUCUCUCUCAUUUACCCAUUUUCACGUACAAGCACGCACAUUCUCCACUCCCCUCCUUCAGCCAUUUCCCGCGUGUAGUCAAUGACAUAACUAAUACUGUAAUGCGUGAAAUGUAUUGAUUCUGUAGUUAGCGCUUGAGGGAAUUGUUGAUAAAUUAGAAUGGAAAAAGCGGUCUAGUCAUUAAGCUUUACUUCCACAUGAGGGCUAUGUUCUUUAUUCCAACUUUAAGGCACCAUAGCCUGGCGUUAUUGUAACUGUCCCCUUGAGAUUGUGCGGGAAAAUUAUAUAAUAAACCUCAUAAAUGUAAAUAAGCAUAAAAUAUUUAGAACCAAUCAUAGAACGAAUUAUCAGUAAAGCGUCCUAUCAUACACGUGGUUCCUUUUUUGCAAUGCCCAAAACUGUAUUCUCUCGACGUAAAUCAGUUGAGUUACUGCAUCCCCUAUGGAUCUGUUUAGGCCACUGACCUGAACUUGCAUUCUAAUCUAGAUUUAUGUUGAAAUUUUAAUUAUGGAUUUUAAUUAAGACGAAUGAAUGUUUGUUCAAAACCACGUGAAUAAAGAAAUAGUUGCCUUAGAA
This is a messenger RNA of Priapulus caudatus, 5216 nucleotides long. Its product is annotated as somatostatin receptor type 2-like. Gene Ontology annotation, biological process: G protein-coupled receptor signaling pathway. NCBI's taxonomy places the organism in Eukaryota, Metazoa, Priapulida, Priapulimorpha, Priapulimorphida, Priapulidae. The transcript is spliced from 5 exons. The record is from RefSeq and is a predicted model, not a curated record. Gene Ontology annotation, cellular component: membrane; neuron projection. Gene Ontology annotation, molecular function: peptide binding; G protein-coupled opioid receptor activity. Bases 1512 to 2729 code for a protein of 405 amino acids.